GGUUUAUUUUCUUGCUGGUCGGCAUCCUGGAUCAUUAGAGUGAUCGUCAUGAAAAUGUUUUCUUACGCGCUUUUCAUCACUCUCUUGCUAACGGUUAAAGCAGAGGAACAACACUGCUCUAAAUAUGACUUUGAGGAGAAGAUUUUGGAAAAAUUAGUUAGAAUGGAAUAUCAAAUGGAAAAACUGAAAUUGGAAGGAAUUGAAAGGGAGGAAAGUGCAACAAAAAUGAAAGACGAUUUUCGAUCAGCGUUAGAGAUAUUGAACAAAACUAUGGAUAAAUUUGAGAUGAGUCUAAAAGUAAAAGCAAACUCUUUUGAGCAAAGCAUUGCUGUCAGAGUUGGUAAAUUGCGGAAAACAGUGGAUCUUAUUGCAGACAAAUCCAAAAUACCAUCGGUUGCAUUUAAAGCACGGCUUAAUUCCCACUUAACGGCGGCUUCAACCGGGCGCUAUAUAGUUUUCCCGAUCACGAUGUUUAACGAGGGAAGCGCAUUCGAUUCUAGCACUGGUAAAUUUACUGUUCCUGUAAAUGGAACGUACUUAUUUACUGUUAUAUUCUGUGUUAGUAGCGGCCAAAGACUUUACAUCGAUAUCACGGUGGACGAUCAAACAACCCAGCCGGUAGUUCUCCGUAGUCAAUCAAACGCUGCAUGUCAGUCAGCUGCCUUGAUAGAAGUCUUGACAGUUGGCCAGCCCGUCGGGGUUAAAGUGACAAACGGUUUCUCAACAUUAACGGUUUUUCAUGGUUCAGACAGAUGGAACACAUUCUCUGGAACUUUGAUACGUGGUAAUUGAUAUCAUCACAUGUUCUCAUUGUAAAAACCACCUGCAUCUUAUAAAACCUGGUAUGAAUUAAUCUUCAGAUUUUAUUUUGCUACAGUGGUAAUAUUAAUAUGAAUUAUUUGUUUAGUCAAUACAUAAUUGCAAGUGUUAAUAUAAUUAUAUGUGAGUGUGCUACAUAUGAUGCAUAUUCUUUUCAGAUAUUCGUUGAGUAUAUUAAUACAUCACUAUUCUUCUGAAUGUAUAAAUAAACUGAAGAACAGAACAGAACAGAUAAUAUAUUCAGAUUUGCACAUAGUACAUAAUCUUGUGUGUAUAUAUAAAUAGAUAUAUUUGUCAAUGUGAGAUACAAUAAGGACAGGCUUUUUAUAGUAAUUUGAAUACAUAUAAAUCAAAACAAUUAAUCAUGUAUUAGGAGAUAGAGCAGAUGUCAGAGUUAUCUUUCUACAUUUAAUAAGCAAGGGCAUUUUUGAUGAACAGUGUAUAAUUGUAUGAGCUCAGUUUUAUCAUAAGAAUUCAAAAGUUUAAUAAGUUCCAAACAGAUGAUCUUUUGAUGUCUUUAAAUAAAACUGUUAGAACACGAAGGACAAAAUUGACACAGUAGUGACACAUACAUUAUAGCAAACAUUUACCGUUGUUACACAUAUUCCUUGUUAACAAUAGUUUUAGAGAUUUUAUGCUUUUAUUACAAUUCUUUGUAUCUGUUUUAUUUGUUGUCCGUGUUUUAAGACACCUUAAAACAUUAUAGUCAAAUGUAAAAUUGUUAAUAUGGACAUUGACGAAAUGUUAAACUUUUAUUCAGUACUAUAUAUAUCAUGAAUGAAAUGUAUAAGUAACGAGUACAGAUUUAAUGGGUUAACGAGGAUAACAUGUAAUAUGCUUUUCAA
Molecule: messenger RNA, 1664 nt
Organism: Ruditapes philippinarum (Manila clam)
Lineage: Eukaryota; Metazoa; Mollusca; Bivalvia; Venerida; Veneridae
Product: caprin-2-like
Exons: 2
Coding region: 49-792 (247 amino acids)
Molecular function (GO): protein binding
Source: RefSeq, a predicted model, not a curated record